UGUGAUUCUUGAUUGCAAGUGGAUUUUAUGAGCAACAAAAAUGGAUGCUAAAUCAAAUAUAGAAAAGAAAAAAAAUCCAAGAGAAGGUGCUAAUAUACUGAGUGCCCUAACAUUCACAUGGGUGUUGAAUACAUUUUGGGUUGGUUAUAAAAGAGAUUUAGAAAUUGAUGAUCUCACAAGACCACUGAAGGAACACAAGAGCAGUGUGUUGGGUGAAAAAAUAUCAUCAGCAUGGGAGGAAGAAGUGAGACGUUUCAAUAAAAUUAAUCAAAAGAAAAAACAUUCAAAAGCAACACCAAGUUUAAAUAGAGUACUUAUCAAAGUUUUUGGUGUUGAAUUUGCACUUUAUGGUGUUGUUAUUGUGAUAAAAGAAUUACUAGUUGGGGUUUUCCAGCCAUUUGCUGUGGGUAAACUUUUAUCUUUUUACUCUAAAACAAAUGAUAACAAUAUGACAAAAGAAGAUGCUUACUUUUAUGCUGGAGUGGUAAUUAUGUGUUCAGCAGUGAGUGUUUUCAUGACUCAUCCUCACUUGAUGGCGUUGAAGCACAUAGAAAUGAAAAUAAAAAUAGCAUGUUGUUCCCUCAUUUACAGAAAAGCUUUAAGGCUGUCUAAAACAGUACUUGGGGACAUAUCAGUUGGUCAAGCUAUAAAUCUACUUUCUAAUGAUAUCAACAGAUUUGAUACUAUGUUAAUAUAUCUUCAUUAUAUUUGGAUUGGGCCUGUACUAACAGGUCUGGCUAUGUACUUUAUGUAUCUUGAAGUUGGAUUGCCUGCUGUUAUUGGUGUUGGAGCACUCAUUUUGUUUAUACCACUUCAAAUUUAUCUCAGUAAAAAAUCAUCAAAUCUUCGUUCAAAAAUAGCUGUGAGAAGUGAUGAACGCAUUAGAUUAACCAAUGAAAUAAUAAGUGGUAUUCAGGCAAUUAAAAUGUAUACUUGGGAACAUCCAUUUAGUAAUUUAAUUGAAAAAACAAGAAAAAAAGAAAUUAAUGUUAUUCGAUCGACUUCUUAUGUUCGAGGUAUUCUAAUAUCUUUUGUUACAUUUACGACAAGAUUAUCAAUGUUCAUAACAAUAUUGUUGAUGUUAGUUUUAAACAAUAAUAAUAUUUUAACAGCUGAGAAAGUUUUUGUGCUUACAGUAUACAUUAAUCUGUUACGUGAUCCAAUGACAGAUUUUUUUCCAUUUGCAUUGAGAAAAGUAGCUGAAGCUGCUGUGUCAAUAAAAAGAUUACAAGAUUUUAUGUUGUAUGAGGAAAUUGAUUAUCUUGAAGCAAGAAGUGCAAAUAAUUCGACAACUCAUUAUCAAGAGAAAUUAACAAUAAAUAAUUUAAACGAAAAAGAUAAGAAAAAAAUUAAUCAUUUGGGUUCAGUGACAAUUGAUAAAGCACAUGCAAAAUGGAUGACUAAAAAUAGUGAAGACACUUUGAAUGGUAUAAAUAUACAAGUCGAUCCAGGUCAAUUGGUGGCUAUUGUAGGACCAGUUGGUUCUGGUAAAUCAAGUUUAUUAAAUGUUAUAUUAAAAGAGCUGGCUGUCUAUCAGGGAAGUGUUGAUGUCCAGGGUAAUAUUGCAUAUGCAUGUCAAGAGCCAUGGCUGUUUGCUGGUUCAGUGAGAAAUAAUAUUCUCUUUGGUCGAGCACUUGAUCAAAAAAGAUAUGAACGAGUUGUCAAAGUGUGCCAGCUAAAACGAGACUUUCAAUUGUUUUCCUAUGGUGAUAAAACAAUUGUUGGUGAUCGAGGAGUAAGUUUGUCUGGUGGACAACGAGCCAGAAUAAAUCUCGCACGUGCUGUUUAUGCUGAUGCUCCAAUUUAUUUGUUUGAUGAUCCACUGAGUGCUGUUGAUGCACAUGUUGGCAAACACAUGUUUGAAGAAUGCAUUGAAAAAUAUCUUAAGGGGAAAACGAGAAUCCUUGUGACUCAUCAGAUACAAUUCUUGCAAAAUGUUGAUAAAAUUAUUGUUAUGAAGGAAGGUAAAAUAGAAGCUGAGGGUAGUUAUGAUGACUUGAUUUUAAGAGACGAUGUUUUCGGAGGUUUAUCUAUUGCUUCACUACCUGAUAGUGACAUAAUAUCUUUAACUAGAAGUCAAAAUAGCUCAUGUUAUGUUAAUUCAAGUCCACACAGCUCAAUUUUGACAAAUGAUAAUGAAAUUGAGCCUGUGGAAAAUAGAGAGAUACAAACAAAAGGAACUAUGGAUGCUUAUAUAUAUUUAUCAUAUCUUCGAGCUGGUGGUAACUUCUGUUCCAUAUUUAUUUUGUUUAUAGUGUGUUCUAUUGCCCAAAUGUUUACAAGUGGUAGUGAUUAUUUUAUUGCAUAUUGGAUUAAUUUAGAAGAAACUCAUCCAAACUCAACAAUGAUAAAAACAGAAAAUUCAGAUAGAUUUAUAUCAAGACAGUGGUGCAUUUAUAUAUUUUCAGCUCUGAUAGUUGGUACCAUAACUUUGACAAUCAUCAGAACUUUUGAGUUUUUUAUAAUUUGUAUGAGAGCAUCACAAAGACUUCAUGACAGAAUGUUUAAAAGUAUCAUCAAUGCCACUAUGAGAUUUUUCAAUACUAAUCCGUCAGGAAGAAUAUUAAAUCGUUUUUCCAAAGACAUGGGUACAAUAGACGAGAUACUACCAGUUAUUUUUAUGAAUAAUCUUCGAUGGGGUUUUGAAAUGAUUGGAGUUACUGUUGUAAUAUGCGUGGCAAAUCCUUGGCUUGUAAUUCCAACUGUUUUUAUUGGAAUAAUAUUUUAUCAAUUACGAGUUAUUUAUUUAUCAACAUCGAGAAGUGUCAAGCGACUCGAGGGCAUCACAAGAUCACCAGUUUUCAGUCAUUUAAAUGCAACAAUGCAAGGCUUGUCGACCAUUAGGUCAUUUGGUGCUGAUAAAGUAUUAAUCAACGAGUUUGAUCAACAUCAAGAUCUUCAUUCAUCAGCAUGGUAUAUUUUCAUUACAUCAUCUAGAGCAUUUGCUUUAUGGUCUGAUAUAUUUUGCCUUUUUUAUAUUGCAUUAGUCUUAUUGAGCUCAUUAAUAUUGCCUGGAAAUGAUAGUAAACCAACACAAGGUAAUGUUGGUAAUGUUGGUCUUGUAAUAACACAAAUUAUAGGAUUAACUAAAAUGUUGCAGUGGGGAAUAAGACAAAGUACAGAGCUUGAUAAUUGCAUGACAUCAGUAGAAAGAGUAUGUGAAUUUACAAAUCUUGAAAGUGAACCACCACUGGAUAGCUUGCCCGAUAAAAAACCAAAAGAAGAAUGGCCAGAGAGUGGUAAAAUUGAAUUUAAAAAUGUCAACAUGUCGUAUGAUCCCGAGGAAGCACCAGUAUUAAAAAAUCUCAAUUUUACAAUUGGUGCAAAAGAAAAAGUAGGAAUUGUCGGAAGAACUGGUGCUGGUAAAUCAUCAUUAAUAUCAGCAUUAUUUAGACUGGCAUAUAUUGAUGGUAAAAUUGAAAUUGAUGGAAUUGAUACUGGUGAAAUUGGUCUACAUGAUUUACGUUCAAAAAUAUCAAUUAUUCCACAAGAACCAUUUUUAUUUGCUGGCACAUUGAGAAGAAAUUUAGAUCCAUUUGAUUUGUACAAGGAUCAUUUGCUCUGGUCAGCCCUGGAGGAUGUUGAAUUGAAAGAAAUGGGUCUCCAGGCACACGUCAAUGAAGGAGGCAGUAACUUGAGUGUUGGACAACGACAACUUGUCUGUCUUGCCCGAGCAAUCAUCAGGAAUAAUAGAGUAUUAAUAUUGGACGAAGCAACUGCCAAUGUUGAUCCAAGAACAGAUGAACUUAUACAAAAAACAAUUCGUAGAAAAUUUGCAGAUUGCACUGUACUUACAAUUGCCCAUCGACUCAACACUGUCAUGGAUAACGAUAAAAUACUCGUGAUGGAUGCUGGAACAGUUGUUGAGUUUGAUCAUCCACAUGUGCUUCUUCAAAACCCUGAUGGUGCACUCACCAGUAUGAUCAAUGAAACUGGUAAAGCUACAGCUGAUGCACUUAAAAUUUUAGCUCAAGAUAAUUAUAAUCAACAUCAUCCACGUCCAUCAACAACAUCUCUGUAAAUACAAAUCUUGGAUUAGCUCAAUUUUUUUUAUCAUAAUUACAUAAAAUAAAAAAUAAAAAAAUAACUAUGCAAUGAAAAAAUUUACGUGAUAUGUGCCUUGACUCAAUUUAAGUCCUAAAUUAAAUACAAUAAUUGUUAUAUCUAUAUUUAAAAAAAAGCUAGACUUUAGUUUCUAUCAUCAAGUUGUGGAUUUAAGUACAAGUUACAUACGAAAUUUAAUAAAG
Messenger RNA from Aphidius gifuensis, 4247 nucleotides. Its product is annotated as probable multidrug resistance-associated protein lethal(2)03659. The transcript is spliced from 3 exons. Gene Ontology annotation, cellular component: membrane. Bases 41 to 4021 code for a protein of 1326 amino acids. Gene Ontology annotation, molecular function: ATP hydrolysis activity; ABC-type transporter activity; ATP binding. The record is from RefSeq and is a predicted model, not a curated record. Gene Ontology annotation, biological process: transmembrane transport. Lineage: Eukaryota; Metazoa; Arthropoda; Insecta; Hymenoptera; Braconidae.